Molecule: messenger RNA, 1387 nt
Organism: Panonychus citri (citrus red mite)
Lineage: Eukaryota; Metazoa; Arthropoda; Arachnida; Trombidiformes; Tetranychidae
Product: major facilitator superfamily domain-containing protein 4A-like
Exons: 4
Coding region: 121-1365 (414 amino acids)
Source: RefSeq, a predicted model, not a curated record
GAUUCAGUUUCACUUAUACACUUGAUUUACUUCAUUUUUUUCAUUAUUCGUUAUUACAUUAUUGAUUGCGAAAGCAUAAUAGAACUUAAUUACUGUAGUUAAGGUGAAACAAUUUGAAUUAUGUCGAUUUCUGAUUUCAUUUAUGUUAAUCGGUAUAAGAUAAUUAAAACUUUCAUCAUUUAUGUUUCGUAUCUGUGGAUUGGUGGUGCGAUCACUUUAAUUGGUUCAAGUUUAUUAGAUCUUCAGAUUCGAGUUGAUGUCGAUUUUGGUACAAUUUCUUACUUGAUUCCAGCUCGAAGUCUGGGUCACAUCGUUGGAUCUGCGCUUGCUGGACUUUUGGAUCGAUACUUUAGCCAUUCGUUUAUUUUACUCGUCAAUAGUUUGAUCUCCGGCAUUUCCAUUGGAAUUGCUCCAAAUUUUAACGAUUUUAAACUCGUUGCAAUAUUUAUAUUCAUCGCUGGAGUUGCUCAUGGAAUUCUUGAUGUCACUUGUAAUACAUUUCUAGCAUCCACAUGGAAGGAAAAAUGUGCCAAUUGGCUUCAAGUACUUCAUAUGUGCUUUGGUGUUGGUUCGUUGAUCGCUCCGGUCAUUUGUAGGCCCUUUUUGUUACCAAUGGUUAACAGUGAAGAGAGAAUAGUUAAUUCAUUAAAUUUAACCUCAAACGAUUCGUUGGUUGAUCCAUUGGUCAAGACAAUUUACAAUUCGGAUGAUGUUAUGAUACAAAAUGCAUUUUUUAUCAUUGCGAGUCUUACAAUUGUCUUAGCACUGCCGUUUGGUUGGAUGAAUUUGUCGGAAAGAAAAGCUGAAACUGUAACCAACGAUCAGAGUAAAACAAGUGACCCCGUCGAAGUCAAACAACCCUACAGUUCGGAAAAUAUUAUCAAAUCUUGUUUCUCAUUUUACCGAUUGAUUUACAUUCCGUUAACCUUUGUAAUCUCUGAGACUAAAUUACUCUUGUCCAGUUUGACCAUUUCGUUUAUCGGUAUUCUGAUCACAGUCCCAUGGGCCAAUUACUAUACGAGUUGCAUUUGGGCUGGAUUCACACUCAUUGGAAUCGGUAUAUCGCCAAUAUUUUCAGCCGCUUACGGAAUGCUGGCCAAACAUAUCAUCGUAACGAGCAAAAUAUCAUCCAUGGUGUUUAUACCCGGUGUUCUUGGUGAAUCGAUUCAUCCAGCAAUCGCUGCCACAUUAUUGGAUAAAAGGCCAAUCAUUUGUCUUUAUUACAUCGGUGUAUCGGGUAUCCUGUUCAUCGUAUUGUAUUUGAUUCUGUUAAUUUAUUGUGCCAAAGUAUUUAAAGUAUCAACUAGUCUUCAACAUGAACAAGUUGCUGAAAGAUCAUCAAUUCCAAGUAUUAAUUACCAUUGAUGAUUAAACUUUUUCUCAACAU